This is a messenger RNA of Blepharisma stoltei, 2715 nucleotides long. The record is from the annotation of a GenBank genome assembly. Lineage: Eukaryota; Ciliophora; Heterotrichea; Heterotrichida; Blepharismidae.
AUGAAAUCUGGCAAAAACAAAGACUUAAAAAUUAACCAUGAAACAGAAGCUCUCGAUGACCCUAAAAUUUUCACCCUAACGAACAGCACAGAAUCAACUGGCAACAAAGACCUUGAAGAAUCCCUCCCAAACACUUCCAAAUUCUCAAAAUGUGUCCAAAAAAUUUCCGACUCUUAUAUUUGAAUUACUAUCAGUGGCCUAGCCUUAUUUUACUCUCUAAUUGGAGAUGAAGUCAGAAGGGCUGCAUAUGAUAAAGACAAUGACGACACAUUUUUUAUUUUUGCAUGCGUGAUUUUAUGCAUUUUUGUAUUAGAGUUGCCUAUAAACUGAAUAGCUCACCACAAUUACAGAUGGUCGUAUUGGUGCUUUAUUGAUAUAUUAGGGGUAGUUUCCAUAAUUCCUGAUAUCGGGUAUAUAUGAAACCCUAUAGUCGGGUCAUAUUGUCUUAGUUAUUCAGGAAAAGAAAUAGAAACAGGCUACCCGAAUUUGUCAUUAAAAUUCGUAAGGAUCGCCAGGUUAUUUAGGAUUUUGAAGCUUUAUAAGCUGAUAAUGCUGACGGUUUCCAAAAAGAAAAAUAAGGCAGAAGAUGUUUAUGAUGGCUCAAAGGUCGGAGUGAUCCUUGCGGACUCUAUGAAUAAAAGUGUGAUUACUUUAAUUAUAUUUUUAUUAGCGAUUUUGCCUUUCUUUGAGUAUGAUUAUUAUGAAAAUACCUCUGAAAGCUGAAAUUAUGGGCUGAUACUUUUGACGAAUUUUGCGAAGCAAAGAGAUUUUGAAAUGAUGUAUCAAAAAUAUUUAUCUAAUUUAUAAUGAAUAGAAAUAUUUAAUAAUUUACUAUGUGAAAUAGGGUAAAAGAUGGUUAUAUUUAUUGCAAAUAAGUAUAGAUGUGGAUUAUUUAGAUUAUUUUACAGUACUUUAUAUAGAUUUUGAAUAUGAAGAUGGCAAUUUUAAAGUAAGCAGAAAUUGGGCUAGGAAGGAUUUUGAUAUGGACGAAAUAAGAGAGUCUGAGAUGAUGUGCAUAAAUUAUAAAAACAGCACAGUAAUUUUAGAUAUGAGAUACCAUACACAGUUAGAAGCUUAUUUAAGCUUGUCUAAGACACUAAUUCCUCCUUUUAAAUUGAAACAAAAGGUAAAUUUUCACUAUUGCUAGAGAAAUUAAUCCCACUUUUUAAAUGGAACAAAAUUUUAUUUUUUAUAAUCUCUAUGAUAAUCAAUAAAAAAAAUUCGAAAAUAAUUUGUUCUAUUCAAAAUAAUGCAAUUAGAAUUCUAUUUUAAAUUUAUAAUUAAUUUUUCAUGUAAAAGCUUAUAAAUUUCUUUUUCUAAAAAAAAUAGCUGGAACAAUUUUUUUGUUGCAGCUUAAUCGGAGUAACUAUGUGCUUUAUAAUGAUUAUAAGUGCUAUGUUUCUAAAUAAAGACGUCAGAGAUUUUGUGAUAACUCCUGCUGAAAAAGCAAUUUUAUGAAUUAAAUCUAUUUCAAAUACCCCACUUAGCUUGCGAAACGCAAAAUCAAUGCCAAAAUCAGAAACUGAAGAUGAAACUUUGAAUAAAUGCUGCAUAAAGGUAAAAAUCGCCCCAAAUUACGAAGUCCAAAUACUAGAAAAUACUCUAUUAAAAAUGAGCAAACUAACAUCUCUAUGUUUUGGUGAAGACGAAGCCAAAGUAAUUGAAACAGGGAUGAAUGAAAAAUGACGCCUCAGCCCAUCAGCCAAAGGAAGAAAAUUUUACGCAAUUUUUGGGAUUUGCAGUGUUGAAAGCAUGGCUGAAUUUCAGCCUGAUUUAUUUAUUUUCAUAAAUAAAAUUGCAAGUAUUGUUCAUCACGUUGCUGACCAAUAUAUGUGUGAUGCAAUUUUAAACCUUGGCUGAAAUUUUAUACUUAUAUGGAAAAUUGAUGAUAGUGAAAUAAAAGAAAAAGAAGGAAAACUUAAAUUUAUGCCGUCCUCAGCUAAGUCGACAUUUCUGGCAGAUUUAGCCUUUAUUAGUUUAAUGAAAAUUUCAGCAAAAAUUAUCACUGAUAAAAAUAUUGAGAGAUUUACUAAAGAUAGCAGAGUUUUGAAAGGGAAAACGAAAUAUAAUAGAAAGCUAGGAUUUUCAUUGCAUGUAGGGUCAGGAAUUGAAGGGUGUAUUGGAAGUGAUUAUAAAAUUGAUACGGGGUAUAUAUCAAAUGAUUUAAAUGCGUGCUUAGAGUUAGCUAAAUUUUCAAGACAAAAUGAAAAUAAAAUAGUUGUUAGUGAUUCUUUGUAUGAUAUGCUGAGUCCUGAAGGAAAAGGGGUGCUGAAAUUGAUUGAUACAGAAGAAAAGGACAAUGAAGAAUAUAUGAGAAUUUAUAAAGCAAAUUUAAAUUGUUCAGUGCCUCCUUUGAAGAUGAAAAAAAGAGAGUUUGAAAAAUGCUAUCUUGAUAUAGGCAUAUUCUGCAAAUAGCCGGUAUGGGCUAGGGAUAGAGGCCAAAACUUUCCAAUUGAUUCGGCCAAAAUGGAUUAGUCGAACCAAGUGGAAGGAGGCUUAUUUGCUACUUUCAACUUGGUUCGAUCAGCCAUUUUGGUCGAACCAAUUGGGAAGUUUUGGCCUCUAUCCCUAGCCCAUAUCGGGCUAUUUGCAGAAUAUGCCUAUAAAAAAUCAGAACUAAUGCAAAAGCUUGAUGGUGGGGAAGUUACAGGUAAAUAUUUAUAUGAGAUGAGCAAAUGUGUAAGACUUAUGAAAAGGAUUCCAGAACAUAUUUAA